UAUAACCUAGAUAUAGAUAUUGAAGUAAACAACCCGUAUUUGUAUUUUUUUAUUCUAUGCCGUGAUAUUUUAAUAUCUCAUAAGAUAAAGAAAUAAAUUACUUACACCUUUUGUGCAUGGGAUGGGAACUUGUAUAUCUAAUCUACUUGGAAAAGUGCUAUAAGCAUGUGUGCAUGGGCUAAUGUUGAUAGACCAGAAGCGGUCAAUUUUGCAGAUAUUGUGUCAGAAGAAAUAUCAAGAUAUUUGCAAGCAAAAAAAGAAAAUUCAAUUAUAGAUGUAUCUAAAGAUGGAUGGAUAUGGGUCAAUAGUCAUGAGUGUGAUGCACCAAAAUGUAUAGAGGAGAAUAUUAAUGGAACGUCAACAUUGUCUGACAGCAAUAAUGAAAAAAAUUCUUUAAUUACUGAUUCUGAAAAUGAUCUAGAGAAAAAUGAAAUAAAAUAUGUCCGAGACAGAGAUUCUUGUGACAUAUUUGAUUUGUUAGAGAGUGAAUUGACACUUAAUUCUAAAGACUUGUGUGCUGAUAAGUUGCAAAGUUCCGAGGAGGUAAUAAAUAAAUAUGAUAUUGUUCUGAGAGGAAAAAAGGAUGACUCCAAACUAUCUUCAUCCUUCUAUAAUUUUCGAACUGAAGAUGGCAAAGUGUUGGAUUUCAAAUCAUCAUAUAGAUUUUUUAAUAGAUUAAAAAUACAGAUUCCAGAGCAUGAACUUAUCAGCGCUGAAUUUCGUAAUCGAUAUAAAGAGGAUGUACGUGUUAUGGAUCCUUACACUCACAUUUUACUUUAUAACAUGGUUGUCAGCAGGUUAUUAAAAAGUGUUGAUUGUGUAAUAAAUGCAAGUACAGAAGGUGUAAUACUUCUCGGUACCUUGGACCCAUCUUAUCAGCAUGCCACAAAGAACUGGCCCAAAAGAUGUGCGAUCAAAGUUUUCAAAAGAGUUUCUAAAUGCCAACAGGGUCUAUGUUAUCUAUAUAAAGAAGGGUUAGUAAAUGAAGCUAAAACAGUCCAGUGGUGGGCACAAAAAUCAAUGGACAAUCUGGUACGCGUAAGGCAAGUAGGAAUUUCUUGCCCGGAAGUUAUAAAAUUAAAAAGGCAUAUUCUCGUUAUGUCUUACAUUGGGACAGAUAAAAAACCUGCUUUUAAACUGAAAUAUGCUGCAUUGUACUAUCCUGAUUUCGUCAAGGCUUAUGAACAGGUAAAGAAUGCAAUGAAGAUACUGUAUCAGAAAGCAAACUUGAUUCAUGGUGAUAUGUCGGAACAUAAUAUUCUCUGGCAUGACGGGCAGUGUCACUUUAUAGAUUUCAGUCAUUCUGUCAGUCCCAGUCAUGACUAUGGUUUUUAUUUUCUUCAUUGUGAUUGUGUUAAUAUAACAAAUUUCUUUGAGAAGCACAUUCCUGACAUAGAGUCGGCAGAAGAACUUUUUAUAGACAUCACUGGCUUCUUCUAUGGUGACAAGCUUCUUCUACAGAAAAUGCAACAGUUGUACAAAAAGAAUCCUAACAUUCUGCAUAGUCCUACCAAAGAGCUCACUGAUGGAUUUGACAAGACAGAUGGAAUACUACUUGAAGAUAAAAUAGAAGAAUAAGUUUCGGAUAUGGACUGAAUUUGGUUAAAUUACCCAGAAAUUAACAACUUAUGAUCAUGUAGUGGGAAUAACUGGAUUAAUAAUGCAAAUAUAAUUUUGAAAUUUCUUUAUUAAAAAUUGGUUUAUUUAACUUAAUUCAAUUGAAGUUCUUUCUAGUCAUAAAAGCAGAAUUAUGAACAAGGACUGUAUGUAUUUGUAUUUAUGUAUGUAUUUUUAAUUACUUUUAACUUACCUUUGUUAUGGAAAUGCUAAAUAAAUGUUUAUUUUUUUUUAAA
This is a messenger RNA of Anoplophora glabripennis (Asian longhorned beetle), 1853 nucleotides long. RefSeq names its product serine/threonine-protein kinase RIO3. The record is from RefSeq and is a predicted model, not a curated record. Gene Ontology annotation, biological process: maturation of SSU-rRNA. The coding region runs from base 166 to 1578 and encodes 470 amino acids. NCBI's taxonomy places the organism in Eukaryota, Metazoa, Arthropoda, Insecta, Coleoptera, Cerambycidae. Gene Ontology annotation, molecular function: protein serine/threonine kinase activity; ATP binding. Gene Ontology annotation, cellular component: preribosome, small subunit precursor; cytosol. The transcript has 7 exons.